AUGUCUAUGGAGUGUCCCCUCAAACCAGAUGCAGCAAUCCCUGAUGUUAAGAAUGUUUCAGUAAUUUAUCGAACAGAGACUGAAUUAACAUUUGAAUGGAAAGUUGAAAACAGCAAUUACAGUUAUAUACUGGCAACAAAUGGCAUUGAAGUCUUUCCAAUCAGUGCAUCAGAAACGGAUUAUUUAAAUCAUACAGUCUCGUUUCUGUCUCCUGGGACUAACUACUCGUUCACACUCUACACUGUGUUUGAGAAUUAUACAAGCAAAGGAUUUAACUUUUCUGAUGUAACUGUUCCAUCUAAUGUUGACAGUGUUUCAGUCAUCAAUCGGAAAGAAAAUGAGAUAACAUUACAAUGGAGUAAAGUCAACAACAGCAAUGAUUACGGUUAUGAGCUGAAAUACAAGAACAAAGAAAACUAUUCAAUACCUAUAUCACAAAAUAAUACAGUGGAAUAUAAUGUCACAUCUCUGGAUGCUGGGACAGAAUACUUCUUUACGCUCUACACUGUGUUUGGACAUGUAAUGAGCAGUGGAUACAACUUCACCAAUGUAACCAUGCCAUCUAAUGUUCAAAAUGUGACUGUGAAGCACAAUGACACCGACAUGAUCUUACAAUGGGAUGUUGUAUCAAACACAGACAACAACACUUACAACUAUACUCUCGAAAACAGAGAUGAACCACCAGUGAAUUGCACUAAUCAAACUGCAGAAGGAAAUGAGGUAACAUGUCAUAUAUCAGGUUUGAUGCCUGCAACAAAUUACAGCUUCACUCUGUACACGGAGUUUGCUGAUCUGAGAAGUACUGGAUUCAACUUUUAUAGCAACACGACUCUAUCUGACAUAACUGGAGUUACAGUCACUCGGUCACAGACAGAGUUGACUAUCUCAUGGAAUAAGUUAAACAAUAAUGGCAUCUACAACUACACCUUGAAAAGUCAGGGAGAGGGGAGUGAGAAAAAUUUCACUGGAUCUGCUGUGGGUGAUGUGAUUACACAUACUUACUCAUCUCUCACACCAGGCACUGAACACAAUUUUACUCUCUUUACUGUGGUGAACAAUGCCUUAAGUAGAGGAUACAGCUUUAAGAACAUCACUACCCUUAACUGUGCAUCCUUUAACUGGAAAGUUACCAACUCAUCAAUAGAGGCUGAAGUGAAUGGUUGCACAUAUGUGAAAGCUCAAAACAGCACUCGAAGUGAUAAAAAUGACUCUUUAAAUGACAAUAGGGUGAAUCUGCAAGACCUGUAUCCUGGAGGAAGCUACACUGUUUCACUGUUUUAUGACUUGGAGUCAGAGCGGCUGCUACAAUGCUCACACCGCCUGACAUUAGUUCCAAAUAGUGUAUCUCAUCUCCGCUGUGAAUAUCAUUCUGGAGGGUAUGGUCUGGCUGUAAUUUGGGAUCCUCCAUAUGGAGUUGUGGAUGUGGUGCAGGUGGAUGUUGAUAGACAAAGUUUCAACAAAUCACAUAGUUCAGAAAAACCAAUAAGACAGGAGAUAAAUGGCCUGCAAGCUGCCCAGUGGUACAAAGUGACAGCAUCAUCAUUUUCUGGAGCCGUGAGGAGUCAAACAGUAUCAGUCAACUGCCAAACAAAUCCAGCAGGUGUUAUAGCAGGAGUACUUGUGUUUUUCCUCUUGGUCAUCAUUAUUUGUGUUGCUGUAUUUGCAUGGCGCCGCUAUGGUUCUGCAAAGCACAAUAAGUAUGAUUUUUUUGUGGAGUCAAAAGUGCCUAAUAAAAACUACAAACCAAUUCCCUUGGAUAAAUUUCCUGAAUAUUAUCAAAACAUGAGUCGUGAUGAGAAUAGAGGUUUCAGUGAGGAAUAUGAGGACUUGAGUUCAGUUGGUAUAGAACAGUCUAAUGACUCCUCUAGAGUGCAUCUCACCACAAAGGAUGAGGGUGAUUCUGAUUAUAUCAAUGCUAACUACAUGCCUGGCUACGGCAAUGCAAGCAGACAGUAUAUCGCUGCUCAAGGUCCACUGCCAUCCACUGUCAAUGACUUCUGGAGAAUGGUUUGGGAGAAAAGGUCACAGGCCAUCGUCAUGGUAACCAACUGCACUGAGAGUGGAAGUGUCAAGUGUGAGCAAUACUGGCCACUGGACUACAUGCCAUGUCUUAAUGGGAACCUGCUUGUUACAGUGAAAUCGGAGGAUACAUUUCCAAGUUGGACUCUGCGAGAAUUUAAUGUCAAAAAUAAAGACACCUCCGAGACACGAACAGUGAGGCACUUCCACUUCACAGCAUGGCCGGAUCACGGUAUUCCCGCUGGCACAGAGGAGCUGAUCCAAUUCAGAGGACUCAUCCGUCAGCACAUAGAGAGCUCUUUCUCUGCAGGGCCGACAAUUGUACACUGCAGUGCCGGAGUGGGCCGGACAGGUACCCUGAUAGCGCUGGACGUCCUGCUACAGCAGCUGCACAAAGAGAAGGCAGUGGGAAUUGCAGCGUUUGUCAAGCAAAUGAGACUCAGCCGGCCACUAAUGGUGCAAACUGAGUCUCAGUAUGUGUUCCUGCACCAGUGCAUCAUGGAUAGUCUACAACCCAAAGCUGGGCCUAAGUCAGAGCCUCUCAAUGAAAACUCAGACAUGAUCUAUGUUAACGCAAUAGCAUUAAAAGAAUAUGACAAACAAAGUCAAAUAUGAACAGAAAUAUAAACCAUAUCAUAUGGUCCAAUGGCCCAUUUCAAAUACAUACCCUUCAAAAAAUAAAAACUGAAAGCCUAAUCCAUUAAGUUAUUAUUAUUAAUAUUAUUUUAGAUAAAACACUCUUCUGCUAACAAGGCUGAAAGAUACUGGCCAUGGUAUUUUGAGCCUAAGAUAUAAAUCACUAAAUGUUUACCAUUUAAACUUAA
Molecule: messenger RNA, 2843 nt
Organism: Sinocyclocheilus anshuiensis
Lineage: Eukaryota; Metazoa; Chordata; Actinopteri; Cypriniformes; Cyprinidae
Product: receptor-type tyrosine-protein phosphatase H-like
Exons: 17
Coding region: 1-2634 (877 amino acids)
Biological process (GO): protein dephosphorylation
Molecular function (GO): protein tyrosine phosphatase activity; protein binding
Source: RefSeq, a predicted model, not a curated record